GAUGACGAACUACAGUUAUAAUACAAAACGCCGUUUGCUAAUGCUAGUAAUGUGUUUGCCUGUUUUCUAUUGUAAGCUCCUUACAUCAAUAGACUUAUUCCAUUGAUGUAAUUUUGGUUUAGACUUUUAUACCGUUUAAACAGAAGUACCAGAGUGUAUGGUUAAUGUUCUUACCGUGCAACUUAAAGCAAAUGCGUAGUCGUAGCUCCACACUGUAGGCUUGUUUUGCCAUGUAUCACAUGCAAAUUAUGGCUUGAGACAGAAUUCCAUAUUUUAAAGAUAUGUAUGAAAGGUGCUGUGAUUUCUACUUGGUGAAACCAAAAUAUAUGAAGAUAUUAUUGAAUACAUUUUUAUAAAAGCUGAGAAGCUGCAUUUUAACCACGUAUGAAUUAUUUGAUUACAAAUUGAAAGUUGUGGAGUACGGAGCCAAAUCAAGAAGAAAAAAAAACAACUGUAUUCAUCCCAAACCUUAAGGAGCUUCAUGUAGCUACAAGCAGUGAUCCUUGCCUUCUCCUGAGGUGAACAUGCAAUUUGAACAUACCUCCUGUUAUUUACAGAAAUGUCACAAUAGAAGAGAACAGCUGAGUUCCAGUGUUGUCUGAAUCCCUCUAUCCAUCCACAGCUGCUCUCCUACUGUACACCCAAGUGCUGUUCUAGAGCAGGCCUCCUCUUGUAGUCUAUGUUUGAACUCUCCUUCGGGUUCUACUCUAAAUACGAUCCUCUUUAUUGCCCAAAUUGUCCUAUUUUAUUUUAUAUGUUAUGUAUUUGAAUUUGCAUGAAUAGAAGCUGGAGCACGAAUUCGGCUGAAGUGUGUAAAAUAAAAAAUCCUGCAUAGUAUGCCUUUAACUAACGACAGGCCUACAAGUCCAUACUUGGAUGGCUGUAUACAAAAUACUAAUAAAAAGUAUUUAAAGUAUUUUGUAUACAGCGAUCCCAAUAUGGAUUUGGAGGCCUGUCGUUUUGUUUUGUUUUUUCAAGCAUCAAACGUGAAUCAUGAAGAGACGCAGUUUCGGCAUGCUGCAACACCCACGAGUAAUCCGAAUAUGGUGGUGGGUGGGGCCAAGAAACAAUGGUCAAACUGUGCUAGUGCCAAGGGACAGCAUGGAACGCCGAAGGUUGAACUAUCCACCACAGCCUAGACGUUAUCUGUGGAUUUCACCGUGGAGAAGACUCCGUUAGACCAAAGCAGCAAUUGUAUUUUUUAACCAUCGCAGUAAGGUUGUGGUAAAUAAUGUUGUAGCAGUGUUUAUACAACGUUAUAUAUAGGCUGCCACCCCCAACCAAUAAUUUUCCAGCUGUAAAUUGCGUCACCGGGGAAUCCCCCAAUUUAUCCGCUUUACGCAAAGAAUCUAUAAAAAAAACCGACGGAAGCAGCCCACACAACUGAGCGCCCUGCUGGCAUGAUAUCUCUCUCUCUCUAAAUAUAUAAUAUAUAUCUCGAACAAAGAAGAUUCCCAUCUGUAUUUUAAAUAGUUGUAGGGUCCUACGCUGUUAUCGUUACCAGUGUUAGCAAAAUAAUACAUAAGCCUAAUUCAAAUUAUAGUCUCUGUGAGAUCUUUUCAUAUUUCUUCGCCAUCGUAGCUUUAACGGCGUACAAUAGGCUAACUUGUUUAUCAGCUUAGGCUACGUAACAUUUCACUAUGGAAUAACCAACGUUUUGACUCAGCUGGGGAAUAGAUGCGUUGAAUUCACAUGUGCAUUCUAUUGGAAAAGUAUAAAUUAUAGUAAAGAUAAACGCACUUUAUCUUAGCCCCCCUUCCGCGCACCCCACUUGGAAAGCCGCCUUCUCUCACCGGUAGAGGAGGGCUCUGUUUCGGUCAGAUGGCGUGCUGCAGUCCGCCCCCGGGUCUCCCGCACCCACACAUCCAGCAAAAAGGUUGUUAUUAACAAUGCGAUUCGCUUAGGGAGGACAGUAGCCAACGAAAUACUAUUGGACAGAUAGAAAACAUUGUAUCCAGGGGAAAACGGACAAUAUAGCAUUAACCUAUUGAAAUAAUUUAUCGAAGUAACACUAAAUUACCCGAGAACAUUCGCCUCGGAUUUCAAGCUGGCGCAACAAAAGUUUUCAUAAGUUCUUUUUUCAUACCCUGGACGUUACUACACCUGUCCUGUCGCGGUGGAGAACGUGUAACGGACGCUAAUUGGAUAUCAAAGGCAAUAUACAAAAAGGGGUGAGAUCAUUUAGCACUGAGCUCUGACAUUAUUCGUUAUCUCUCAGCUGCAAAUUAUAGUUCCUAGUCGGUCUUCAGAGCCGACGUGAAGCGUGUAGACAUUGGACACGGUUCCAAGAACUCCAGCAUCAUUCAGCGCGAAAGGGUCUCUGUCACCACCAAGCUGUCGGACUCGGACGAGGGAACGAUGUCGCUGCCGCGCACGCUGGGGGAGCUGCAGCUGUACCGCGUGCUGCAGCGGGCCAACCUGCUGGCCUACUACGACACCUUCAUCCAGCAGGGCGGCGACGACGUGCAGCAGCUGUGCGAGGCCGGGGAGGAGGAGUUCCUGGAGAUCAUGGCCUUGGUCGGCAUGGCAACCAAACCGCUGCACGUGCGGCGCCUGCAGAAGGCCCUGCGUGACUGGGCCGCCAGCCCCGCCCUCUUCAACCAGCCGCUGGCCAACCUCCCAGUGCACAGCGUCCCUCUGUUUAAGGUGGAGGCCCCGGGCGGGGCAGCCAGCUCGGGGGCCAGGAAGUCCCUGAGCAACGGCCACGCGGGGUCCCCGUGCGAGAGGGAGGAGCGGGCGUCCCUGACCCCCAUGCGGAGCGUCAGCCCCAGAAGCCCUUGCUCGCAGGCAUCGCCCCAGCUUCCCGAUAGCCUCGACAGAGACAGGCUGUCCCCCGCGGAACCCCACUGGCCGAAACCUGACCCGGACCCCGAUGGUGGCGGGGCGUCAGGGGCUACCGAGGGCCGUUGCAGCCCCGCCCCCUCCAGCCCCCCCACCGCCUCCUCAUCGCAGGCCUCGGCCUGGCCAGGGGGGCGGAUGGACCCAGAGACGGCACGGGUGGUGGGGGAGAGCGUGGAGAAGCUUCUGAGCACCCUGCCCAGGGGGGGGCCGGGGGAGGCCAAAUCACUGCUCAAGCUGAACAAGAAGCUGGCCAAGACCUUGGGACACAUCUUUGACAUGGAGCCCCAGGACCCCACCAAAGAGGAGGAGAUUCGCAAAUACAGCCUGAUCUACGGACGCUUCGACUCUAAGAGGAGAGAGAGCAAGCAUCUAACGCACCACGAGAUGAUUAUCAACGAAGCAGCUGCCCAGUUCUGCAUCCACGACAACGCCCUGCUGCUGCGGCGGGUGGAGUUGUUCUCGCUGGCCAGGCAAGUGGCACGGGACUGUGCCUACACCUCCAACCUCAAAAACAGCAGGACGAACGCAGACGAUAGCCCCCUGCCGCCGCAGAAGAAGAUCAAGCAGGAGGAAACCAUGUCAGAGUGCGUAUCCUCCUACUCGGAGGGGUCAGCGACGGGGUCGGAAAGCGGCCACCAGGGGGCGACGAGGUCAGGGGCGGACGAGGAGAGUCUGUCAGGAGAGAGCCGGGAUGGUCUGACACUGGACGUGGGGUCACAGCCUAGCCAAUCCCCAUUGCAUCAUCCCGCCCCCAACACCUCUGCCCCGCCCACCUGGAAUCGGCACUUCAUGCAACAGACGCUUGUGGACGAGGGGCUACGAUUGGCUAAGCUGGUGUCACAUGACCAAGCAGGAAACAUCAGCCCAGAGGCAGGCGGUAUCCAUAGCACAGAGCCAGGAAAAUAAGCUGCUGAGAGAGGGUCCCACUGCCGUCUUCCAGAGGAACAGCUCCUCUGACCCCAAAGAGGAUUCCUACCACAGUGUAAAAUAAGAACCCAUGUGCCACCUGAUCUUUGUCCUCUGCGAAAAUGUACUGCCCCCUUCCCCCCUCACCUCCCUCAUCUCUGUGGAUGCUCAUCCAGCAAUAAACUUUCACAGCAUCCUUUUGCAUUGUACAUACCAACCUGAAUCCAAAUGACUCACCUAUAGGGGGCACUGUCAAAAUUUCCACUGUUGAUUUUUGGCUGUGGCCAAGCAGCCGAUCAGCACUGGAAAGUGUCCACUCUCUUGUGCUCACUCACAUAAUCAUGUACUCACUUACAUUGCUCACUCAUGGACUUGCUGUUUGGUUCUUUGCUGUGGAUCUACCCAAAAUGCAUUGUACUUCUUGUCACCAGAUGGCAAAAGACCAUAAACUAAAGCAACUCAGAAAGUACUGUACUGUGGUCCCAGUCCUGAAGCAGUGAGCAGUAAUUUUUGGUGCUAUUUCUUUGUUCCUGUUCUUUGUGUAGAACCAGAAUGCUGGGGAGGCAGUCUUUAUGUAAUGAACAUGCGAAAACCAUGAUUAUGGAGGUUUGGACUGGAAUGGGUACAUAAUGUAGAUAAUUAAUACUAACUGGGUAUUAUUAACAAACAGACAUUUAAUCUCCUCCUUUCUUUGAAUUUUGGUGUAUAUUACUGUGCUUCUAGUGCCAGUGCGGACUAUGGCACCUGUUCUGUGGCAUUCUCGGCAAUCUGGUAACCCUUGUAUUAAGUGAAUGAUAGCUAUAUUGAAUGAUAUUAUGAUUAUUAUUAUAAUUAUUAUAAUUAAUAAUAAUAAUAAUAAUAAUAAUAAUAAUAAUAAUAAACAAGGGAGAGCACAGCCAUUGAAAAUGACAAACUUGGAGGAGGUAACUAAUAUUACACUGGUGUGACUCAGCCAGGUGAAAACACAUGUACAUGUGCUGUACUGUUGUUUCUCAGGUUCAUUUUCAAAUGCACAUCCUGUACAACACUAAAUUUGGGAAAGCGGGGAACCUCAUUUGGAAUGUACAUCUUUAGAUACCAUACAAACAUUGUAAAUAUCAGUGGUCAAUGGGGGUAUUUUGUUAAGAGUGGUAGUGAUAAUGAAUUCAGUAUCAAUAAAUGUUUCAAGACAAAAAUGUCUUAGACUAGUAAUUUAAUUGUUAACUGUUCCCUUGCUCUUUGGCUGUAGACAGUCUAUUUUAUUUUGGUGCAGAGUGUAUUUUAUCUGGUUAAUUUAAAAUAAAAAAUAUUACUUAAUCGUUUAA
This is a messenger RNA of Anguilla rostrata (American eel), 5051 nucleotides long. RefSeq names its product NGFI-A binding protein 2 (EGR1 binding protein 2) (gene nab2). Gene Ontology annotation, biological process: negative regulation of DNA-templated transcription. The record is from RefSeq and is a predicted model, not a curated record. Bases 2359 to 3747 code for a protein of 462 amino acids. Gene Ontology annotation, cellular component: nucleus. Gene Ontology annotation, molecular function: transcription coregulator activity; transcription factor binding. The transcript has 7 exons. Lineage: Eukaryota; Metazoa; Chordata; Actinopteri; Anguilliformes; Anguillidae.